Molecule: messenger RNA, 933 nt
Organism: Pestalotiopsis fici W106-1
Lineage: Eukaryota; Fungi; Ascomycota; Sordariomycetes; Amphisphaeriales; Sporocadaceae
Exons: 3
Coding region: 1-933 (310 amino acids)
Molecular function (GO): oxidoreductase activity
Source: RefSeq, a predicted model, not a curated record
AUGGCACCAACCACCAAGCAAGGCCGUAAAAUCACCGUCGUGGGCGGCUCCGGCAACGUGGGAUCCCGCAUUGUAACGGCGCUCGUCGAAGCCGGGAUCCACGAGGUCUCGGUCAUCAGCCGGCCCGAGUCCCAGGCCACUUUCCUGGCUUCGGUGCAGGUCCGCCGCGGCGCCUACGACGACGAGGCGUUUCUGGCCUCGGCCCUCGCCGGCCAGGACGUCCUCAUCAUGACCCUGAGCUUCCAGGCUAGUGAUGCCCAGAAGCCUCUUAUUCGUGCCGCCGCCGCUGCUGGCGUGCCAUAUGUCGUGCCAUGCGAGUUUGGCUCGGAUACUACGAACGAGCCCUUGUGCCGGGAAAUCUUCUUCUUGGAAGCCAAGAAGCAAUACCGCAAUCUGAUUGAGGAAUUGGGCGUCAGCUCAUGGAUCGGCGUCGUCAACAAUCCCUGGUUCGACUAUUGUCUGCCGCUGGGCUUCUUUGAGAUUGAUGUCAAGAACCGCACCGCUACAUAUUUCAACGACGGUAGCUACAAAGCCAACUUUACUACCAUGGGCCGUGUGGGCACCAGCCUCGCCGCCCUCCUCAGCCAGCCCGACGCCAAACUGGCAGAGCACAAGAACCGCUGGGUCUACUUUAGCUCCCUUGUCGCCAGCCAGCGGGACAUGGUGGCCAGCGCCCAGCGCGCCACCAAGACGACCGAUGCCGACUGGACCAUCACCUCCAAGCCCACGCAGCAAGUCCUCGACUGGUCCCGCGCCGAGACGGCCAAGGGUAAUUUCAUGGCCGCCGGUAAGGCCCUCUUUGCCCUCACCGUCACCGAGGGGUAUGGUGGCAAUUACCAGGACAAUGUUGUCGAUUAUGCAGCUCUGGGACUCGAGCCCGGGGAAGACCUUGACGAGAUUGUGCGCAACUUGGUUGGCGAAAUGGGGGCGUAA